AUGAAUGUUCUUUCAAGUCUAGGAACUUACCAAAUUCGUAUGGCGAAAAGUUACAUCCUAGAACAUAUUACAACAUCGAUUCUGAACGACGACGACCUCGAAUUUAUCGUCGAGCUUUGUCCCAAACAAAGCGAUUUGGUUCGCGUGAGAUUUCAGUCCGGACACUCAAAUAACAAAUGCCAUACAGCAACUGUCCAGUUCAACGAAACAGUAAUCAAUCCUAUUGUUGGAUACUAUUGUACUUGUAUAUCAGGUUCUCGCGAAGUUGGCUGUUGCUCCCAUGUGGCUGCAGUUCUUUGGCACAGGGGUGUUCAACGAGCUGCUAUCAAUCCUGCUACGGAUCCUUUAUCGGCAGUUAAUUCAAUCCAAUCUGUACAUGACAGCAUUUAUCAUACAUUCGCCGAUGAAGAACCAGAUGACGACAAUCAUAUUCGAUAUAGUUUGUAUUCAAACGAUCUUGAUGAUACAAGCACAAUGACCCAUUCUGAUGAUGAAUAA
Molecule: messenger RNA, 498 nt
Organism: Rotaria socialis
Lineage: Eukaryota; Metazoa; Rotifera; Eurotatoria; Philodinida; Philodinidae
Source: the annotation of a GenBank genome assembly